This is a messenger RNA of Babjeviella inositovora NRRL Y-12698, 405 nucleotides long. RefSeq lists its product as uncharacterized. Lineage: Eukaryota; Fungi; Ascomycota; Pichiomycetes; Serinales. Bases 1 to 405 code for a protein of 134 amino acids. The transcript is spliced from 3 exons. Gene Ontology annotation, cellular component: endosome; Vps55/Vps68 complex. Gene Ontology annotation, biological process: late endosome to vacuole transport via multivesicular body sorting pathway. The record is from RefSeq and is a predicted model, not a curated record.
AUGGGAAAUAACAGCUUAAACAAGAUUGUACUUCUUUCGGGGACGUUGGCCGCUGGGUUCUUGUUGAUUAUCUUGUCGUGUGCAAUCUACUCCAACUGGAAGCCCCUCAUUGAUGUCGCAAUCUUUUUGAUUGCACCAUUGCCAAACGCCAUGUGUGGAAGCGGCAAUAGCUACGACGAUCUUUUGAGUGGGGGGAAUGCCAAUUCGCUAGCAGAGUUUGGGCAGUAUGUGACCGGAUUCCUAGUGGUUUCUGGCUUGGCGUUGCCUUUGGUCUUGUACCAUUCGCACUUGAUCGAGUUUUAUGCCAUGCUCAUGAGCACUGCCGGUGGCUUGAUCAUCUACGCCAGCAUCAUCACCUUUGGGAUGUUUUUCCAGGAGGAGGAAGACGAUUACAUGGAGUUUUAG